AUGACGGUCGUCUCUGAUAGAAUGACAAAAUUGUACUGCAAUAUCUUGCUGAACACAAACUCACUGCCUCCAUCGAAUCGGCGUUGCCUGAACGGGUGCACGAUGUCACCAGAAAAAGUGAAUUGGAAAGCGAAGACGAAUCGUGAAUCCAAGAAGACGAAUCGUGAAUACAAGAAGUCGAAUCGUGAAUCCAAGAAAUCGAGUCGUGAAUCCAAGAAAUCGAGUCGUGAAUCCAAGAAGUCGAAUCGUGAAUACAAGAAGUCGAAUAGUAAAUCCAAGAAAUCGAGUCGUGAAUCCAAGAAAUCGAGUCGUGAAUACAAGAAGUCGAAUCGUGAAUCCAAGAAAUCGAGUCGUGAAUCCAAGAAUUCGAAUCGUGAAUACAAGAAGUCGAAUCGUGAAUCCAAGAAGUCGAGUCGUGAAUCCAAGAAAUCGAAUCGUGAAUGCAAGAAGUCGAAUCGUGAAUCCAAGAAAUCGAGUCGUGAAUCCAAGAAAUCGAAUCGUGAAUACAAGAAGUUGAAUCGUGAAUCCAAGAAGUCGAAUCGUGAAUCCAAGAAAUCGAGUCGUGAAUCCAAGAAAUCGAAUCGUGAAUACAAGAAGUCGAAUCGUGAAUCCAAGAAAUCGAGUCGUGAAUCCAAGAAAUCGAAUCGUGAAUCCAAGAAAUCGAAUCGUGAAUACAAGAAGUCGAAUCGUGAAUCCAAGAAGUCCAAUCGUGAAUCCAAGAAUCGAGUCGUGAAUCCAAGAAAUCGAGUCGUGAAUCCAAGAAAUCGAAUCGUGAAUCCAAGAAAUCGAAUCGUGAAUCCAAGAAAUCGAAUCGUGAAUCCAAGAAGUCGAGUCGUGAAUCCAAGAAAUCGAGUCGUGAAUCCAAGAAAUCGAGUCGUGAAUCCAAGAAGUCGAAUCAUGAAUCCAAGAAAUCGAAUCGUGAAUCCAAGAAGUCGAGUCGUGAAUCCAAGAAAUCGAGUCGUGAAUCCAAGAAAUCGAGUCGUGAAUACAAGAAGUCGAAUCGUGAAUCCAAGUAAUCGAGUUGUGAAUCCAAGAAAUCGAAUCGUGAAUACAAGAAGUCGAGUCGUGAAUCCAAGAAAUCGAAUCGUGAAUACAAGAGGUCGAAUCAAGUCGGAUCGCGAAUCCAAGAAAUCGAUUCGUGAAUCCAAGAAAUCGAAUCGUGAAUCCAAGAAGUCGAAUCGUGAAUUCAAGAAGUCGAAUCGUGAAUCCAAGAAAUCGAGUCGUGAAUCCAAUAAAUCGAAUCGUGAAUCCAAGAAUCGAGUCGUGAAUACAAGAAGUCGAAUAGUAAAUCCAAGAAAUCGAAUCGUGAAUCCAAGAAAUCGAGUUCGUGAAUCCAAGAAAUCGAAUCGUGAAUCCAAGAGUCGAAUCGUGAAUCCAAGAAGUCGAAUCGUGAAUCCAAGAAAUCGAAUCGUGAAUCCAAGAAAUCGAGUCGUGAAUCCAAGAAGUCGAAUCAAGUCGAAUCGUGAAUCCAAGAAAUCGAGUCGUGGAUCCAAGAAAUCGAAUCGUGAAUCCAAGAAGUCGAAUCGUGAAUCCAAGAAGUCGAAUCGUGAAUCCAAGAAAUCGAAUCGUGAAUCCAAGAAAUCGAGUCGUGAAUCCAAGAAGUCGAAUCGUGAAUCCAAGAAGUCGAAUCGUGAAUCCAAGAAGUCGAAUCGUGAAUCCAAGAAAUCGAGUCGUGAAUCCAAGAAAUCGAGUCGUGAAUCCAAGAAAUCGAGUCGUGAAUCCAAGAAAUCGAGUCGUGAAUCCAAGAAGUCGAAUCGUGAAUCCAAGAAGUCGAAUCGUGAAUCCAAGAAGUCGAAUCGUGAAUCCAAGAAAUCGAGUCGUGAAUCCAAGAAGUCGAGUCGUGAAUCCAAGAAAUCGAAUCGUGAAUACAAGAGGUCGAAUCGUAAAUCCAAGAAAUCGAGUCGUGAAUCCAAGAAAUCGAAUCGUGAAUCCAAGAAGUCGGAUCGCGAAUCCAAGAAAUCGAGUCGUGGAUCCAAGAAAUCGAAUCGUGAAUCCAAGAAGUCGAAUCGUGAAUCCAAGAAGUCGAAUCGUGAAUCCAAGAAAUCGAAUCGCGAAUCCAAGAAAUCGAGUCGUGAAUCCAAGAAGUCGAAUCGUGAAUCCAAGAAGUCGAAUCGUGAAUCCAAGAAAUCGAGUCGUGAAUCCAAGAAGUCGAAUCGCGAAUCCAAGAAGUCGAAUCGCGAAUCCAAGAAAUCGAGUCGUGAAUCCAAGAAAUCGAAUCGUGAAUCCAAGAAGUCGAAUCGUGAAUCCAAGAAGUCGAAUCGUGAAUCCAAGUAG
Messenger RNA from Octopus sinensis (East Asian common octopus), 2274 nucleotides. Its product is annotated as M protein, serotype 5-like. Lineage: Eukaryota; Metazoa; Mollusca; Cephalopoda; Octopoda; Octopodidae. The record is from RefSeq and is a predicted model, not a curated record. The coding region runs from base 1 to 2274 and encodes 757 amino acids. The transcript has 5 exons.